Messenger RNA from Panicum virgatum (switchgrass), 474 nucleotides. RefSeq names its product keratin-associated protein 10-10-like. Lineage: Eukaryota; Viridiplantae; Streptophyta; Magnoliopsida; Poales; Poaceae. The coding region runs from base 1 to 474 and encodes 157 amino acids. The transcript has a single exon. The record is from RefSeq and is a predicted model, not a curated record.
AUGGCCUCCACUGCUGUAGCCCUUAGUAAGGGGGCGUUGAUCAUCGCCGUGUGCUUCGUGCUGCUCUAUUCCUCGAUGGGGCAGCAGCCAACCGCGUCAGCACCGGCGCCGGCGCCGCUCGAUUGCUCGAACUGCACCGCAAAUUGCACCAAGAGGUGCCAGGCCAUGGUCGACUCUCAAAUCAGUUAUUGCAACACCUCGGUUGGUCCCUCUGUCUACGACGGCUGCUUUCAGGCCGUCGCCUCACAAACCUGCGACAGCAACUCCUACGUCGCCCGUGGUACCUGCACCAUCGACACCUGCACCCCUAAUCUGUGCGGCAGCCCCUGUGUCCGGAGCUGCUGCGACUCCUGCACUGCCACUGCUCACAUGAUCGUCUCCAGCUGCAUCAUGUCCGUGAGCAGGAUCAUGGAGUUCUGCAUGCCGGACUGCGCCAACAACUGCCAAGAGUUCGGCUACUGCGUCAGCGGCUAG